GGUUCGCCUGCUGCUACUGCUACGGCUGGUGGGCGGAUGGAGGGAGUCUCCGGUUUUAACUAUAAUCAUCAAUUCGGGAUGCUCACGCCGAAUCUGAAUGUGCUGUUGCCCGAGGGGCAUCCUGGUUUGCAGGGGCAGCGGUUCUUUACCAUCCAGCGGGUGAAUGGGAAUGGGGCGAACGGGAAGAAUGAUGGGGUUGGUGGGGGGCAUCGGCAUACGCUGGAAGAGAGUGAUCGCGUGAAGAAGAAUAGUGUGCAGCGGUUUCUGUUGAAGGAGGCGAGGCAAGAAAGGAAGAAGGCUGUCCCGACGCGAACCAUGUCUACCCAGAACCAACCACAGAAGUCGUACCACACCAAAGCUACCGGACUCGCGGCCGAGACCGUUGCAGAUCACUCGGCAGACAACGAUCUGAAAUUGUUUGGUAGUUGCUUUUGUCCCUUUGUCCAGCGUGUAUGGAUCGCUUUGCAGUUCAAGGGCAUCCCGUACCAGUAUAUUGAAGUCGACCCUUACAAGAAGCCCAAAUCCCUGCUUGAAGUCAAUCCCAGGGGCCUAGUUCCUGCCUUGCGCCACGGGGACUGGAGUUCGCACGAGAGCACCGUCCUGCUCGAAUACUUAGAAGACUUGAACGCCGGCCCUCCGCUGCUGCCCCCCGGGGACCCAAAACUGCGAGCACAUUGUCGACUGUGGGCUGAUUAUGUAAACCGCCACAUUGUGCCCACCUUCUACCGCAUUCUCCAAGCACAGGAUCAAGAGAAACAGAUCUCGCAUGCAGAAGAACUCCGCGACUCGUUCAAUACUCUGAUUGGCGCGGCCCAUGCUGAGGGUCCGUUCUUCCUGGGCGACAAGCUCUCCUUCGUCGACGUACAGAUUGCGCCGUGGAUCAUCCGGCUCCGACGCGUGCUGGAGCCGUAUCGCGGCUGGCCAGAGCCAGAAGCGGGUAGCCGAUGGGGCGCGUGGGUUGACGCGAUCGAGAAAGAUCCCCACGUCGCGGCGACCACCAGCGAUGAUGACCUUUAUCUGGAUAGUUAUGAGCGAUACGCGGAAAACCGGCCCAACACAUCACAGUUGGCCAACGCGAUUAAUUCUGGGCGAGGGCUUCCAUGAUAUGCGGUAGAUCUCUUCGUAUGCUAAUCGAC
Molecule: messenger RNA, 1136 nt
Organism: Aspergillus japonicus CBS 114.51
Lineage: Eukaryota; Fungi; Ascomycota; Eurotiomycetes; Eurotiales; Aspergillaceae
Product: glutathione S-transferase family protein
Exons: 6
Coding region: 37-1104 (355 amino acids)
Cellular component (GO): cytoplasm
Source: RefSeq, a predicted model, not a curated record